AUGGAUACAGUCGGGGUCGCGAUGAUGGUCGGAGAAUGGUUUGCGGGCUACAUCAUCGAUAAGUUGGUCAGCUUCGUCGCGUCCCAUGUUUCCGACCACUGGGAUCUGCUCACUGACGUGGAGGAGAAGCUCAAAGAGAUACAAGAUCGACUUCCUCGCAUCCAAGCAGUGAUCCAUGCAGCGGAGGGCAGGCCGAUCAGGGAUCCAGCCCUGGUCAACUGGCUGCGGCAAAUCAAAGAGGCGGCCUACGAAGCGGACGACCUACUGGACGAGAUAGAAUUUGUCAAGAACCUAUUUGUUUCCGAUGAUGAACUCAAGAGGUUGAAGGAUCUGCUGGGGGAUGUGGAUAAAAUUUACUCUGAAAUCGACCGCAAAAAAGUUGAGCUGGAUGAGGACAAUGCAAAGCACGCCGCAUCAAUAAGGGAGACGAGCUCCUUCACCCAGGAAGUGGUGUUUGGGAGAGAUAAAGAGAGGGAAAAGAUACUUGAGAUGUUGUUGAGUUCAGGAAAUGAUGCUGAUUUCCGCAACAAGGGAGCAGGCAGCAGCAGCCAUGCGAGUCUUGGUGUGCUUCCAAUUGUUGGCAUUGGGGGAGUUGGGAAGACAACCCUAGCACAGAUUAUUUACAAUGACCCAAGGGUUGCUGACCAUUUUGAGCUCAGAAAAUGGGUUUAUGUAUCUAAUGAUUUCAAUGUGAAAAGGAUUGCAAGAGACUUGGAAGGGGAAAUGGCUUCUGAUUCUCGCCCUGAUCAUAUUAGUUUAGAUACACAGCUAAGUAAUCUCAGUCGUGCUACUACAGCUAAAAGAUUUCUGUUUGUACUUGAUGAUGUAUGGGAUGAAGCUGGAAGAAAGUGGAUGGAGCUUAGAAGUGCCUUGACCUAUGGGAACAGAGGAAGCACUGUUCUGAUAACAACACAAAGUCCAUUAGUUGCUCAAGUUAUGGGAACGAUGGACCAAAUAGAGUUAAAACUUUUAGAGGAAAGUGAUUAUUGGAGGCUCUUUGAACAUUGCUCAUUCGGUUCAAGAGUCAUUGAUUCAUAUCUAAGAAGAAAGUUGCAAUUAAUUGGUUAA
Zingiber officinale is the source of this 1068-nucleotide messenger RNA. RefSeq names its product putative disease resistance protein RGA1. Bases 1 to 1068 code for a protein of 355 amino acids. The transcript has 2 exons. The record is from RefSeq and is a predicted model, not a curated record. Lineage: Eukaryota; Viridiplantae; Streptophyta; Magnoliopsida; Zingiberales; Zingiberaceae. Gene Ontology annotation, molecular function: ADP binding.